UCCGUAGAAAGUAAAAGGGGAGGAGCGGUAUCGGAGAGUAAAGUAGCCACACGGUCUGUCUGUCUGUAUGAUUGUGUGACCAGGCAUGCACUCGCAUCUGAGAACCAACCGACGCUGAGCAGGGAGCGGAUGAAGAAGCGUUUGGUGGCAUCUGCGAACUCCCGACCACUCCGCUUACUAUUGGCAACGGAAAGACGGUAGCCUCGACAGAUACAGCGGACACCUGACACUCAGCAACAGAAGGCCAACAUAAUACAUUUAGCUGUAAAAAGCAACAACAGUCUUUGCUGGAUAAAUACAGCAUUCACACAUAAGGACGAACGCCGGUGCUGAAGCUCAGCUGCGACUAGGGAGGUGUAGACGGCAAUACUCAGAUCUCAUUUGUCUGUGAUGAGAAUCGCCAUCCACCAGAGACCUAAGGUACGGCGUGCCCCCGUCAUCGUCUCCUCUGAAAGGAAGAGGAAGUGAUGUCACGUCACCACAACCGCUUCGAGAGGGAGUACCGCGGGAUGCCGUGGGAGAGGCGGGACAUCAUCCGUCCGACUGGCCUCCUCAACGGAUCGGGAGCCAAUAACAGCUGCCCAGCCGUCAACGGUAACAAUCGCCCGGGACUCCUCCCACUGCCCGUCAUCCCUUCCCUCUUGCCAACCCCGGUUACGGUUGCCGUAACGACAUCGAGUGGUGGUGACAUGGUUGUCAAGCGUCAAGGAGGCGUCACAGUCACGGCCGCUGGGGCUGCCAAGGUAUCAGGUGUGUCUCCAGGGGAGAGGGAGAGCCAGGCUCCAGGUCUGCUGUUAGCUCCAGGGGUGAGGUGGGGACAGACACCCAUCAACCAGCUCACACCCUGGGAGACUGAUGAACCUCCUGCCAAACAACAGCACAGAGACUGUGAACCCAUAGGUCCUCCAUGGGUACCAUCUGUAGCAGCAGUGACCAAGUCAAGUCUCCUGCCCCACUCCUACCCCCUCCAGCCCCCCUCCUUCAGCCACAGUGUCACUGUCCAGUGCCCUAUUAUAGGUCUGACUCCCUCCAUCCAGUCACCCAUGCCCCUCCACCCCCACCCGCUCAUGACAGCCCACUUCCAGCUACCCCCGCACUCCACUGCCCACCAACCCCCCGCCAUGGUGCUCAAAAUGCCCUACCAGCCACCCUAUCCCUUGGCCCAGCCCCCUGUCUUCUCCUCGCCCCUCUCUACCCCCUCAGGUGGUCCCAGGGGAGCGCACCCCAACCAACAAAACCACAGAAUGAUGGGGAACGGUCAUCUGACGCAUCACCCCCCUCCUCACCACUCUCACCCAACUCACCCUCUCAUACAGCCAUGCCUGCCUCUAACCAAUGGGCAGUUGGCGCGGCUAGUUCCUCCUACUCCAGUAGCCAAUCAGGAUGGUCCUAGAGGGCCCAAUGGGCUGCAGAUGCUGAGGACGGUGGGGAUGGGAAAGUACGAGUUCACAGACCCAGGACAUCCUAAAGAGAUGUUGAAGGAGUUGAACCAACAGCGCAGAGCGAAAGAGUUUACAGACCUGAAAAUAAUUGUUGAAGGCAAAGAGUUUGAAGUCCACCAAAAUGUUCUAGCUUCCUGCAGCCUUUAUUUCAAGGACCUGGUGAAAAGGUCGUCAGGGGAGACGAGGAGCGGGGAGAAGCUAGAGCUGCAGAUGAGCAACAUUGGAGCUGAUGUGUUGGAGCUGCUGCUGGAGUUUGUCUACACGGGCUCUCUGGUCAUCGACUCAGCUAACGCCAAGACACUGCUCGAGGCCGCCAACAAGUUCCAAUUCAACACCUUCUGCAAAGUCGGUGUGUCCUUCCUAGAGAAACAGCUAACAGCAGGGAACUGUCUAGGUGUGCUGGGCAUGGCUGAGGCUAUGCGAUGUACAGAGCUCCACAACAUGGCCAAAGCCUUUGCACUCCAGAACUUCCCUGAGGCGGCGGGUCAGGAGGAGAUUCUGAAUGUGUCUAAGGAGGACCUGGUGGCCUACCUGUCUAAUGACAGCCUCAAUACCAAGACUGAGGAACUGGUCUACGAGACUGCAAUCAAUUGGAUCAAACGAGACCCCACCUCCAGAGUACAGCAUGUAUCAGAGUUAUUAGCAGUGGUGCGCCUUCCCUUCAUCCACCCGUCCUACCUGCUGAACGUUGUGGACAACGAGGAGUUAAUAAAGACGUCGGAAGCGUGUCGAGACCUGGUCAACGAGGCCAAGCGAUAUCACAUGUUACCUCACGCCAGACAGGAGAUGCAGACUCCUAGGACACGACCACGGCUAUCUGCAGGUGUGGCGGAGGUGAUAGUGUUAAUCGGUGGUCGCCAGGCCAUCGGUAUGAACCAGCGGUCUCUGACAGCGGUGACGUGUUUUAACCCUCAGAACAGUAAGUGGCACCCACUGGCCAGCCUGCCCUUCUACGACCGAGAGUUAUUCAGCGUCAUCUCAGCAGGGGACAACAUCUACCUGUCAGGUGGGACAGAGUCUGGUAUGACGGUAACUGAUGUGUGGUGCUACAUGUCUCUAUUGGACAAUUGGAACCUGGUGUCUCGUAUGACGGUGCCUCGCUGCAGACACAACAGUCUGGUGUACGACGGGAAACUCUAUACCAUUGGAGGACUGGGCGUGUCAGGAAACCUGAACCAUGUAGAGAGGUAUGACACCAUAACCAACCAGUGGGAGACUGUGUCUCCGCUCCCCAAGCCGGUGCACUCGGCAGCAGCCACGGUGUGCGGGGGGAAGGUGUAUGUGUUUGGAGGGGUGAACGAGGCGGGCCGAUCGGCGGGAGUACUGCAGUCAUACGUUCCUCAGACCAACUCCUGGAGCUUCAUAGAGUCACCCAUGAUCGAUAAUAAGUAUGCCCCAGCGGUCACUCUGAAUGGGCACAUCUUUAUUCUGGGAGGAGCCUAUGCCCGGGCCAUCACCAUCUAUGACCCAGACAAAGGAAACAUCAAAGCCGGACCCAACAUGAACCACUCACGACAGUUCUGCAGUGCGGUGAUCCUGGAUGGUAAGAUCUACGCAACGGGGGGCAUUGUGAGCAGCGAGGGUCCUGCCCUGGGCAACAUGGAGAUCUUUGACCCCCACACCAACAACUGGACGCUCCUCCAGUCGCUGCCCUGCCCUCUCUUCAGACACGGCUGUGUCGUCAUCAAGAAGUACAUCCAGAGUGGCUGAGAUCGGUUCAGUGAUGAAUGAGUUUCCUGAAAGCUUUGUAGCCAAUGUGGCUUUAUUUUCUCUGGACAACCCAGACCCAUGCCUCUUGUAGAAGAGCAAAGUGCUUCAGGUUCAUUUGGCGAAUUUAGUUCACUUCUCCCCCAGAACUGUCAAACAUUUACAAUUAUUGUUAGUCUCCCUCUGCUGUGGUGCUGGGUAAUCGAGACAAACUAAGUGUCGUGUUAGCUAUGAAGCUAUCGGGAAAACUCCCCCCUGACCGGUUUGGUCUGGUUAGGACAGGACACUCUGUGUGCAGCUUUUGGGGGUUGAUCGGUCAGCACCGCUGGACUGGACUAUCCAACUAAAACCCCCUCGGGACUUGAUGCCAGUGUUGUUGUCUUUACCCCCCCCCCACCCCCACCCCUUCAGUCCCCCAUCAACCCCCUGUGCAGAAUGUAGGCAUCUUACUGUAUCUUGAACCACUUGGCCAUGUCAGGUACUGGUGCCUAAGCUACUGUAUGUAUCAUAUAGUGUAGCUUAUCCCCCUCCCAUAAUAUAGACACAGGGCCACUCGAGACAAAAGCUCCUUGGUUUGUUGUUCCCAACUUCUUGCUAACUCCUCUUCCGUUUCAUACAAAUAGUUAAUUUAGUUCCAUCGCCUCAAUUGAAAGGCCCUUACCUGUUAUGUGUUUGUGACUCAAGUAUGUUAAAAACCAUCCCAGUCUUUGUUCUGUGACUCCUCUAGUGGUUUCUGUUAGUGAGGAACUUCUUUCCAAAUCAGAGGGCUCCCUUGGUUUAUGAGGACAUUCAGUAGUGGCAUUUGAAGAACAGGAGAACUGGGAAGAUGUCUCAGUGCUUAAAGGGACAGUGGAGAGAUAAGGAAGUCCACAGGGUUUUAGAAACAUAUUCAUGAAAGAAAAAUCUGAGGAGCCUUGUUUUUUUGUACAGAUGUUGUUUCCCCCUCGGUUUAAAAGGACAUGUUGGAUACUUAGUGUAUUUUUGGGCCAGAAACAUCACUGUUGGCAGAUGACUUACCUGGGAAUGGCAGAGAGGGAAUCCCUGUAUCAUGACAUCCCAGAGAGUCUGAGAAAGAGACUACAAUGGGGCAUUUCUCCUCCACACAGCCAAAGCACAAUAACCACCAGUGGCUCCAAGGAUCAAAAUGUUCCAUUAGAUUUACGUUUAUCCUCCAUCUUUGUUUUUGUUCCAUCCUUUUGUUUUCUAUUUGUAUAUCAUUGUUGGGUGGGUGGGUAUAUGGAUGAAGGUUUUGGGGACAUUCUGUAAAUACCGGGAAGGAAAAAUGUAUAUUUUAAAACCUGAAAGUGAUUCUGUAUAAAUGUUUUUAGAAAAAAACUUGAUAGGUUGGACUGAAAAUGGUGGGGCCAUACUUGCGACUAUUAGAAAACGUUUAAUGGCUCUAUUCAAUCCGCGUCGCGGAAGUUCAGCUUUUACAAGCGGAGACUGCAUUCACGUUUCAUGUCGGCUCAGCCGGAAAUGACCUUUGCAUUUCUGUCACGGAAGCUGUUACGCUUCAGCUUUACAGAUUGAAUGGAGCCUUGUGUUUUAGUUCCAUUUUAUUUGGCUGAUGCUUACACUUGUUGACAUAGUUGCACGUAAUCUAAGGUUACAUGUUAGCUGUUACCAUUUCAUAACCUGACAAAUGUAGCCCUAUGCGAACCUCACCAGGUGGCCGUGAUUAUUAAAAAAAAAAAUUGGUAUGA
This is a messenger RNA of Oncorhynchus keta (chum salmon), 4852 nucleotides long. Its product is annotated as kelch-like protein 29. Bases 468 to 3152 code for a protein of 894 amino acids. NCBI's taxonomy places the organism in Eukaryota, Metazoa, Chordata, Actinopteri, Salmoniformes, Salmonidae. Gene Ontology annotation, molecular function: protein binding. The transcript is spliced from 15 exons. The record is from RefSeq and is a predicted model, not a curated record.